Molecule: messenger RNA, 998 nt
Organism: Salvelinus namaycush (lake trout)
Lineage: Eukaryota; Metazoa; Chordata; Actinopteri; Salmoniformes; Salmonidae
Product: ornithine aminotransferase, mitochondrial-like
Exons: 5
Cellular component (GO): cytoplasm
Molecular function (GO): L-ornithine transaminase activity; identical protein binding; pyridoxal phosphate binding
Source: RefSeq, a predicted model, not a curated record
UAGCGCAUUUUGGACCAAUUCUAGACAUACACCACUUUCCUUUACUAAUGGCAUUGCAACUUGGAAUAGUUUCACCAAGACAAACGGCGAUAUUAUAUAUUUUAAAAAAAGGGUAAUAUCCACUCAAUCCAAAUGAGUUUUCUAUAGACAGACAACAUCUAGGGCGGGUCAUGACAGUGAACCGAAGCAGUUGACGUCGCUGAACUUGUUCACAACAGCGUUCGCUCCUGACUGAACACGGCCGCCGGGGAUCUGACAAGUGGCUUUGAGGUUUCCUGUUUCUGGACAUUAAAAAACGACGUUAUUUUCAACAGGAGACUGUAGAAGGCAUUAAUCCAAUUACAAAGAUGAUUUCCAAACUGAGCCACAGCCUGAGGAGCGCUGCCCCGGCUCUGACCAGAGCUGUCCACUCUGGGACGCGUCCUGCCUCUACCGCUGCCUCCAAGAAGAUGGAGCAACCGCUCACCGCUGAGGAGGUGUAUGCCAGAGAGGAGAAGUAUGGAGCACACAACUACCACCCACUUCCUGUGGCGCUGGAGAAAGGAAAGGGUCUGUAUUUGUGGGACGUGGAGGGCAACAGAUACUACGACUUCCUGAGCGCCUACAGCGCAGUGAACCAGGGCCACUGCCAUCCCAAGAUCAUCGCUGCUCUGAACGCCCAGGCCUCCAAGCUCACCCUGACCUCCAGGGCCUUCUACAACGACAUCCUGGGGGCCUACGAGGAGUACAUCACCACCCUGUUUGGAUACGACAAAGUACUGCCCAUGAACACAGGUGUGGAGGGCGGAGAGACGGCCUGUAAGCUGGCCCGUAAGUGGGCCUACACCGUAAAAGGCGUUCCCAAGAAUCAGGCGAAAAUCAUCUUUGCAAACGGUAACUUCUGGGGGCGAACCAUGGCAGCCAUCUCUAGCUCUACAGAUCCUAGCAGCUACGAGGGCUUCGGUCCCUUCAUGCCCGGCUUUGGGCUCAUCCCUUACAACGACAUACCUGCUCUGGAG